GCAAAGACGUGCCCUUACCGCCGAACAAAUGGUAGCCAAUAUCAACCAGAUAACCCAGCUCUCACAAGACCUGCAACCGAUUGCCUCAAGCAUCCAAACAGGUGAAACCGUGAUUGCGAAGCGUCAACAAAACCCUUUCGAGCCUGUCAUCCGUGGUUUCUCUGAGAUCAUCAAUGUUGCGCAGCGUGACAUUGAGAACAUGGAUGGGACUGGCAAAUACCCUGAUGCGGAGGCUCAACAAGUCUGCAACGCAUUCUCCACCUUUGUCGUCGUCCACCAGCGCCUCCUGAAUAUUGUGAUCGGAAAGUCGGGGCUUCUAGAAGGCAUUUUUCUUGGACCGGUUGCUGCAGUCUUACGCUCGCUCGAAUCCACCGUCGAUACCCUCGCCUUCGGUAUUAUUGACUCCGUACCAGGGUGCCAGGCGGAUGCGACUACGAAGCUGGAGAGCUUGGAUGUGACAUUAGGCAAAGCUGUCUGCGCUUAUACUCCCGGUGGCUCCCUCGGUGUCAACGUGUUUUGCUAGAGGACUCGUCACAAG
Molecule: messenger RNA, 538 nt
Organism: Pseudovirgaria hyperparasitica
Lineage: Eukaryota; Fungi; Ascomycota; Dothideomycetes; Acrospermales; Acrospermaceae
Exons: 2
Coding region: 29-523 (164 amino acids)
Source: RefSeq, a predicted model, not a curated record